Messenger RNA from Penaeus chinensis, 2286 nucleotides. Its product is annotated as neurogenic differentiation factor 4-like. Gene Ontology annotation, molecular function: protein dimerization activity. Lineage: Eukaryota; Metazoa; Arthropoda; Malacostraca; Decapoda; Penaeidae. The record is from RefSeq and is a predicted model, not a curated record. The transcript has 2 exons. Bases 154 to 957 code for a protein of 267 amino acids.
CAACCCUUACGCUGACUGGACGUGGCCUCAGUUUGCUCCUGCGAAACGGCGCGGGACGUCUUUCUCACGGGAGCCAGGAAGAUCCUGACGCUGCGUGAGGCAACGGAGGAAGAGCCUUUCUUUGAGCAUCCUUCCUAAUCCUUCUCUUCGAAAAUGACCAAAAAAUCCAAUCAGGCGGCAGUGAGGGAGGGAGGAAGGGCCUCGCUGGACGACAAAACCAACCCGGACAGAAAUCAGAACGACUCCAAAGGAGGGUCGUCCGCCGGGAAGUACCAGCUGCGCCCCCGCUCCCUGCACGCUCGCCGCCGCUGCGACGCCGACUGGAACAUCCAGGACAAACGGAAGCCGAAGUCACGGCCGGCGCCCCUCUCGAAGUACCGCAGAAAGACCGCUAACACGCGUGAGCGGCACCGCAUGCGGCAGAUUAACUGCGCUUUCGAGAAGUUACGCGAAAUGCUUCCGCGGUGCAGUGCCAGCCGCCGCGGAGCCGCUUCCGACAUGACCAAGUUCACGACGCUGAGACUCGCCUCCGCCUACAUCAAGGCGCUGCAGGAGAUCCUGGACGCCAACACGCGGCAGGACGCCCCGGGCGAGGUGUUCCUCGACAGCCACGCCGCCGUCGCCAGCUCGGGCCGCCAGGACAGCUGCUCGUGGCUCCUCCCGCCCAGCCUGGAGGACGACGCACCCUUCUUCCAGGAGCCGCAGCUGGAGCUCUACCCCGACAGACCCGUGAGACUGCCGCAGCACCGCCAGGCCGACGACGGCGCCGUCACGGACUCUGAACUCGCAUCCCUCCUCUGCGACUCCUCGGACUCGGGCGUCUUCGAGGACAACCUUGAGUCGUUCUCGUACCUCUCGCCGAUGUACGGGCCGGAUGAGGUGGCGCUGCUGCUGCUGGAGGCCGAGACGUCGUCCUCGUGGUCCGAUCUCACCUACACGAAGUUCGCCAUCUCUUAACGCGCGUCUUUGGAAACGCAGUGGAAUCACUCGCACGCCCCUGUGACUGAGGCUGACGUUCUCCGACGCUGAGUUCGAUGUGCUUCCUUGGAUGGCACUUCUGCUGCAGAGGCUGAAGAAGUGGCAUGGUGAGAAAUUCUGAUAAAGAUUCUACGAAGUGAAUGAUAAAAGAAAUAAUCAGAUUUAGGUUAAUGUGGUGCCAGUGUGUGUAAAAUUUCCCGAUAUCUCACCUUUUCGAAUUCGAGGAAAGAAAGCAUGAACAGUAGACAGUUACGAUACGAACUAACUACAAGCAUUAGAUAUGAAUCUGAGAUACAAGGAUCAGAUAUGAAUAUUAGCGUGGAAGAACUAUUACGAAAUAGAGAGAUUUAAAGAGAAAGAAUAUGGAGAAAACAUGUAGUCUUAAAUUUGUACAUUGUACAGCGUUAGGAAAUGAUAUGAAUGUGUUUUAAAUCUAAUAUCUAAGUUUUAAGUGUCCGAACAGUAAUCUUAUCACCUACAGAAACGAGGUAACCUGAACCUCUCCAACUUUCCUCAAGGAAUUUUUACUACCUUCAUCAUCAGUUGGGAAGAUUUACGAAGUGUCUUCAAUCUCCAGUGAACGUCUCGCUCUUUUACUGAAGAGGGGAAACCAUGAGCACCAAGCAAUGAUGGGGAAAAUGCAAUAUAGUUUAUUAGUGAUUAUGAAGAUGGUAAAAUUACAAUUCUACUCCAUUUUCACCUUAUAGUGACGAAGAUGCACUUGACAUAUUUGUGAUGACUGGCGAAAGCUCGAUACUAUGCUAAUUAUAAUCCUAUGAUAAUUGACUUGUGGAUGAUGAUAAUUAGUUGAAAUAUGAUUAUCAUUCAUGUUGCAUUGAUUCAGUUAUCACUAUCGUUUCAAGUGCAUAUUCGCCUGGAUAACGAAAAUAAAGAUAAAGAUAGAAAAUAUAUGUAAAAGGAUAACGGAGUAUAUAUCACCUGUCUUGGAUUAAUAGUGAAGAUGAUUAAGGUUUUGCGAAGUAUCCCCUGACAUGUUUUUUGUGUUUUUUUCGGAAAAUCAUGAAAGAGACGAAAUAGUUAUUUUUUGUUUAAUAUUCAUUUCAUUCCAACACUUCAUUAGACUCAUGUCAAGAUGAGAUCAAUUUUCUAGUCAACGCCCUUGUGCCAUAUGUAGAUUCCCUUUGUUCAUUUGACUUUAAGAUUAUUCUAUUUCAUUUUUUUGUAUAUAUACGGUUGCAAUAUCAUCUGAUUUAAACAUUUUGUUUGUUUUGGAAAAGGAGAAAAUACAUAGCUUUUUAUAGGAUGAUGUUGAACAUCUUACUGAUAUCAAUAAAUGAGUUUUCUACA